CAGGCAGAGAGACAGAUAGGCGGAGAGAGAGACAGACAGGCAGACAGACAUUGAUCCUAAACUGGCAGUGAGACCCCAGCUAGCUCUCUUGUACCUGUCUGUCUCUCAGCCUGUCUGUCUGUGCGUCUGUGUGUCCCGGAGGAUGGCACCGGGGUGUGUCGCCGCCCUCCGCCAGCCCCGCGACACCUCAGGCGGCCACACGGAGCUCUGACAGCCCGCUGAACCAGAACCAGAGCUGGACCCGGAUCAGUGGAUUCAGACCGUGGACUGAGGAGGUCCUCAGGGUUCAGGAUGCCCUCAGAGCUGGCUGUAGGGCUGGUGUUCAGGGUUCUGCUGCCCCUCAUCUUGACUGCAGCUUGUGUGUUGAGGUUUAAUGGAUUCUCUCUGGUGUACGUGCUCCUGAUGCUGUUGCUGCCACUCCUGCCAGAACCGUCCACGUCAUCAGGUCGCUGUGUGACGGCCGUCUGCGUCUCCAGCUUCCUCUUCCUGUUGCUGCAGUCCUUCUUCCAGCUGACCAGCGCCUCCCUGCAGCCAGAGUCCAACUGUACGUCGUGGCAGAAGACUCUCGCUCAGGUCGGCCUGGUGAGUCUGACAGGAAGUGAUGCCGGCUCGGCAGUGAGACAGGUGUUUCCAGAUGUUGGCGUGCUGGUUGUUGGUCUGCUGACCUGGAGGUUGAUUGGAAGACUGAACGCAAACACACACACGCAGCCUCAGCAGGAGGAGGAGACGCAGGAGGAGCUGGUGUUUGAGGAGGACUCUGUGCUCGGACUGGAGGAGGAGGAGGAGGACGAGGACGAGGAGGACGAGGAGGACGAGGAGGAGGAAGGCAACAGAAACAGGGUUCUGGUUGAACUGGAAAUACUGAUGUGUAAAACCAGGAAGAUGAUGGGAAACAUGACAACGACUGGAGGAAAAGUCCUGGUGACGGUCCUACUGGGACUCACAGGUAUCAUGUUUCCCUCUCUCUCCUCCCUCCCCUACCUUCUCUGUUUCCAGGUGUUGUGUACCUGGUGGGCGUUGUCAGGUCAAGUCCCGCCCCUCCUCUUCAGGUGUGUGUCUGUGAUGUCACUGCUCUACUCCUCAUCUCAUUUCCUGCUCCUCUACUGUUACCAGCUGCCCUCCCUGCAGGAGGUGUGGCCUCCCAACUGCAUCUCCGCCAGUGCGUUCGGCCUGCUGCCGCUGGUCUCCGUGGACUGUUCUGCCCUCUGGAGGCUGCAGGUGAACUCUGAGCUCAGCUGGUUUCACUUCUGCAGUCCUCUGAUGCUGCUGCUGCUCUACAACACGGUGGCCACUCUGUGGAGGAACCAGCUGAUCGACGGCAUAGGGUGGUGGGGCGUAGAGAGGGCGGAGUCGGCGAUCAGCGUGAGCUGUGACAUCAUCACCGCCACCAGCAACCUCAGCGAUGAGGUCAGCAGUGACAUCACAGCAGAGAGACGCAGAGAGCUUUGGAGGAGAGCUCACGACCAGUGCAGAGACGUGUCAUCCACCAAUGACAGUCACUCCGACUCUUUUGCCCCGCCCACCCAGAGCACAGCCCUUGGAUUGGACAUUUCCUCCAUGCCGCACUAUUCUCUGAGCCAAUCGGACACGUUGGAGACAUGUGUGUUUGAAGGAGACGGAUGGGAGGAAGAGGAGGAAGAGGAGGAGAAGAGGAGGAGGGAGGAGGAGGAAGAGGAGAGAAGAAGGAGGAGGGAGGAGGAGGAGGGAGUCAGUGCCGCCUCCAUGGCGUUCAGCUUCCUCCUGAAGCAGAGCUACCUCUGUGCUUUGAUGGCCAUGAUGGCGUGGCCCAUCACAUACGUGUCCUGGCUGACGUGCGUGCUGCUGCUGUGGUCGUGCGUCCUCUGGAUGAUGCGCGAGCGCCGCCGGUACACGCUGAUGUCAUCGCCCUGGCUGGUCGCCUACGGCAACUUGCUGGUCAUCAUGCAGUACGUCUAUAGCUUCCCCUCCAUCCAGGAAGUCCCUGGCCUGUUCCCCAGAAAAGAUGACCCCUGCAGGGAACUGGCCUCCAAGUUGCUGUGUCUGAUGACCUUCUGGCUGCUGCUGCGUCAGGCGCUAACGGAGAAGAGAGACAGACAGGCAGACAGACAGGCAGACACACAGCUGUCUAACAUCACUGUCCACAUGGAGGAGGAGCAGCAAGAGGAGAAGGAGGUGCCCUAUGAGGAGGUGCUGCUCCUGCAAACAGAAGGGGGAGGAAUUAAGAUGGAGGCUCUUGGUGCCGUGGUUACCAGGAUGUUCGUUAAAUACUGGAUCUACGUCUGUGGAACGAUGUUCUUCUUCGUUAGUUUUGAAGGAAAAAUCGUCCUCUACAAAGUCAUCUACAUGGUUAUGUUCCUCUGCUGCGUCGCCCUCUACCAGUUGAACUACGAGCGUUGGCGUGCCAUGCUCAGGGGUUUCUGGGUAGCAGUGGUAGUUUACUCCAUGUCGGUUCUCAUCCUGGUCUACACCUUUCAGUUCCCCUCGUCACUCCAUACCUGGAGCUACUACACUGGAUUAAGUACACACAGGUUGGAGGAUGUUGGUUUGGAGAAGUUCUCAGUUCCUGUUCUCUUCACCAGGAUCUUCAUCCCUGCUGCGUUCCUUUUGGUGUGCAUUGUACACCUGCAUUACUUCCACAAGCCAUUCCUGCAGCUGACCGACCUGAAGACUGUGGUGGACACACACAACAGCACCAUCACCAGGUUGGUCCACUCUGACGGCAGCCUGUUCGACCUGUCGCUGUGUGGAGCUCCUCAGCUCCUCCUGGAGGCCGCUAAGAGCAGAGGACAAAGGGAGAGAGAGACGGAGACAAAAGAGAAAUGGAAGGAGGAGGAGGAGGAGGAGGAGGAGUACCCUUGUGUGUUUGAGAGGGAAACCCUGUCUGACCACAUUAAAGUGCUGGUCUCCUGGAGGUUGGUGGUGGAUCGUCUCUCUGUUUUGUUCCUGCGCCUACUCCUCUCCUUGCAGCGCCUGCAGCACCUCCUCUGGUGGCUCCUGGAACUCCACAUAGUCAAGAUCGUAUCCUCCUACAUCAUCUGGAUCUCUGUGAAGGAGGUGUGUGUGUUUAACCUGCUGUUCGUACUGUGUGUGGGCGUGGCUCUGCCCUGCAGGGCGUGGCGCCCCCUGCUGUCAGGAGUCUGCACAGUUUGGACCUGUGUGGUGACCGUCUGCAAGAUGUUGUACCAACUCAAAAUCGUCCAGCCCGUCAGAUACGCCUCCAACUGCACCAUGCCAGGUAACUCCAGUACCUACCUGUCUCGCUCUAUUUUGUACUCUGGUCCAGUUGACCCCGCCCAGUGGGUGGGGCUUCGGAAGACGGAUGGAAAACUUCUUGACUACCUGAGGUAUAACCUGAUGAUGUUAGCGCUGUUAGCCUUCGAGGUGACGGUCUACAGACACCAGGAGCUCUACCGUCUCCGCCGCAACGAAGUCCCGCCCCCUACCAGAACGCUAUUUCAUGACAUCACCAGGUGUCACCUGGACAGCAGCGUGCUAAGCUGCAUUAAGUACUUCCUCAACUACUUCUUCUACAAGUUCGGUCUGGAGACCUGCUUCCUGUUGGCUGUGAACGUGAUUGGUCAGCGGAUGGAUCUGUUCGCUGUAGGCCACGCCUUUGGUCUCAUAAGCGUUCUAUCAAAGCGUGGCAGGAAGCACAUUGCCUCAGUGUGGCCCAAGUACUGCUACUUCCUGUCGGGGCUGUUGUGUUUCCAGUAUCUUCUGUGCAUCGGGUUCCCUCCGGCCGCUUGUAAAGAUUAUCCCUGGAGACCUCCAUCCUUCAACAUGGACUCCAACGUGGUGAAGUGGCUCUUCCUCCCUGAUCACCUGACACCACCGAACCCAAUAUUCCUCCUCUAUGACUUCCUGCUCCUCCUCGGGGCCUCUCUGCAGCUGCAGGUGUUUGAGGAGGAGCACCAGUCAUCGGUUCAGACCCUCGCGGGAGACAACUGUGAGCUGGAAGAGGAUGACGGACAGGUCUCCGAUCCAAUUAGGCGACUCCGUCUCAACACAGGCCCGGACUUCAUGCUGUGCAGGUCUUACCUUGACAUGAUGAAGCUGAUCAUCUUCAGCUACAUGUUCUGGUUCGUCCUCACCAUCAUCUUCAUCACUGGGACGACCAGGAUCAGUAUCUUCUGUAUGGGUUACCUGGUGGCUUGUUUCUACUUCCUAUUGGUGGGCGGAGACUUGCUGCUGAAACCAGUCAAAUCCAUCCUGGUGUAUUGGGAUUGUCUGAUUGGCUACAACGUGUUUGUCAUCACCAUGAAGAACAUUUUGUCGAUCCUAGCCUGUGGUUUCAUCAAGUCGUUGGUGUCGAAUCACUGUUGGCUCAUUCAGCUCUUUAGUCUGGCCUGCACCAUCAAAGGAUACACCAAACCGAAGCAGCAGAGCAGUAAGCAGUGUGAGUUGCCGAGUGACGAGGCGGGCAUCAUCUGGGACGGAGUCUGUUUCUGUUUCCUGUUGCUUCAGAGGAGAGUCUUCAGGAGUCACUACUUCCUUUGUGUUGUCCUAAACCUUCAAAAUACACAACUACUGGCCUCCAGGGGGGCGGAGCUCUUUGAGGCGUCCACAGUGAAAGCUGUCAGAGCAAGACUCGAAGUGGAGAAGACAUCCAUGGACCUUCUGAAGAGACAGAUGGAGAGAAUCAAAUCCCGACAGAAGAAGUUUCGCAGAGGAAAAGAGAAAAUGUUGAGUUUGACCCAAGACAGCUUCCAUACCGACGAUCAGGAGAACAGGAAGGGCCGGAGCCAGAAGAAGUGGUGGAGACCCUGGGUAAACCACGCCUCCAUGGUACGAAGCGGCGACUACUACCUGUUUGAGACGGACAGCGAGGAAGAGGAGGAGGAGGAGGAGAAGAAGAAAGAGGAAGAGAAGGAGGAGGAGCAACCUGAUAAAUCAGCCUUCCAGUUUGUGUAUCACGCCUGGAUAACUGACUCCAGAACAGCGAUGAGAGCUCGCAACAACCAUGAGAAACUCUGGAAGAAGAACUCCUCUGAUCGAACGAGCAGGACGGAGGAGAAGAGAGGAGGAAUAGAAGUGAUGGAGGACACGGAGGACGGAGAGGAGGAAGAGGAGGAGGAGGAGAAAGAGGAGGGACCAGACACGGUGCUGCGUCGGUUCUCCAGCACGUUGCGGUUCUGCUGGGUUCUGCUGUCGGCUCUGCUGGACUCUCUGACUGCCUGGCUCCGCGGUCUGUGUCAGGAGCACAUUGACAUCUCCACUGUCCUCCGCAUCGAGCGCUGCAUGCUAACGCAGCAGGCCAAGCAGGGUAAUGUUCCCACUAGAGAGGCAAUCCACGUUUAUUACCAAGAACAGAUGAUGAAAGCCUCCAGAGAGUCAGGCCUGAACUACAGUACCCAGGACGCCGAGCGGCAGGUCUUAGCAGAGAGAGGAAGGGAGGAGGAAGAAGAGGCCGUGAUUCAUGAUCCUGACGAAGAGCCAGAUGAGGAACCAGAGAACAAUCCAGAAAAACCAGAACCAAUAUCUGGAGGAGAUGUUCUAGGUGAACCAGAACCAGAACCAAAAUCUGGAGCAGAUGGUUCAGGUGAACCAGAACCAGAACCAACAUCUGGAGCAGAUAGUUCAGGUGAACCAGAAGCAGACCCAGUAUCUGGGGUAGAUGGUUCAGGUGAACCAGAACCAGAACCAAAAUCUGGAGCAGAUGGUUCAGGUGAACCAGAAGCAGAACCAGUAUCUGGAGUAGAUGGUCCAGGUGAACCAGGAGCAGAAACAAAAUCUGGAGUAGAUGGUCUAGGUGAACCAGAACCAGUAUCUGGAGUAGAUGUUCCAGGUGAACCAGAAGCAGAACCAGUAUCUGGAGUAGAUGGUCUGGGUGAACCAGGAGCAGAACCAGUAUCUGGGGUAGAUGGUCCAGGUGAACCAGGAGCAGAACCAGUAUCUGGGGUAGAUGGUCCAGGUGAACCAGGAGCAGAACCAGUAUCCGGAGCAGAUGGCCCAGAUGAACCAGUUCCAUCGGAGGCUCCAUCCUCAGGAGUCGAACCAGAGAGAGUAACAGCAGAAGGUGACUCAGCAGUGGAAGAUUACCCAGAAGACCUGCUGACUAAAAACAGUCAAAGAUGGCGACCCAAACUGACCAGGAUGGAGCGAGUCCCGUCUCCAUCGUCCUCCUCGUCUUCAGAGGAAGAACCGACGAGAGCUGAAGAAUCAAAGCCGACUCCCGACUCCCUCCUCCCCCCCUCCUACAGCCUCGCUCUGGGGCUGGACCUGCAGGACAAGGAGGAGGAAGGUGGGGGGGCAUUCAGGAGGCGGCCGGCUCAGACUCCGGAGGAGCGGAGUGACUUCCUGUCCGACUCGACCUCCACUUCUUGUCUGGCAGCGUCUGGCGCUCAGGAGCUGACGGCCAGCGAGCUGCUGAGGAGCAGGACUUUCUACGACGCGGAGCUGGAGGCAUCGGACCGCUUCUACGGGAAUCAACACCAGCUUCUCCAGAUGUGCUAUGCCCUCUACAACAUCCUGGCGGCCAGGUCGGAGACGGUGUGUUACCUGGUCAUCGUGCUGAACCACAUGGUGUCUGCCAGCUGUCUGACGUUGGUACUUCCUGUUCUGGUGUUCUUGUGGGCGACGCUGUCCGUCCCUCGACCCAGCAAGACGUUCUGGAUGACCGCCAUCAUCUACACUGAGGUCACCAUCGUCAUCAAGUAUUUCUUCCAGUUUGGUUUCUUUCCAUUCAACCAGAAGCUGGAGGUGGAUCGGUCCAAACCGUUCCACCCUCCAAACAUCCUGGGAGUGGAGAAGAAGGAAGGCUACGUUCUGUAUGACCUCCUGCAGCUGCUCGCUUUGUUCUACCACAGAGCCAUACUCAAGUGCCACGGAUUGUGGGACCAGACUAUUACCACGGAGAAUGACGCCGUCCACCACGACAUUGAGGCCGCCUCCCUCGAUCUCACCGAGCUCACCGGCACCAUGCGGCGUCGAGGCAGGAGGACGACCUCCAGCUGCACCCAGCUGCGCUCUCCUGCAGUGUCUGCAGGCAGCGGGAUUUCCAGAGCUCAGCAGCCCGGAAGGUUGGCUCUGCUGCUGGAGAAACUCAGAGAGCUUUCCAUCAGAGCCAAGAAGUCCUCCGUAAGCAGGUGUAUGUCUCUCUACCAUCCCGUCCUUCACUUCUUCAGAGCUCUCGUCCAACCAGAAUACAGCGCCGUCACUGAUGUUUACGUCCUCAUGUUCCUUGCCGACACCGUCGACUUCAUCAUCAUCGUCUUCGGCUUCUGGGCCUUUGGAAAACACUCUGCGGCUGCUGACAUCACUUCCUCUCUCUCAGAAGACCAAGUUCCUGAAGCUUUCCUGGUGAUGGUUCUGAUCCAGUUUGGUACCAUGGUGAUAGACAGGGCUCUGUAUUUGAGGAAGACCGUUCUGGGGAAGUUGGUCUUCCAGGUGAUUUUGGUUUUUGGGAUUCACUUCUGGAUGUUCUUCAUCCUGCCGACAGUCACUGAGAGGCGGUUCAACCAGAACCUGGUGGCUCAGCUCUGGUAUUUUGUGAAGUGUGUGUACUUUGGACUGUCGGCCUAUCAGAUUCGAUCUGGAUACCCUACAAGAGUUCUGGGAAACUUCCUGACCAAGAGCUACAACUACCUGAACCUCUUCCUGUUCCAGGGUUUCCGUCUGGUCCCCUUCCUGACGGAGCUGAGGGCGGUGAUGGACUGGGUGUGGACAGACACCACGCUGUCUCUGUCCUCCUGGAUCUGUGUGGAGGACGUUUACGCCCACUGCUUUGUCUUAAAGUGCUGGAGGGAGUCUGAGAUGAGGUACCCUCAGCCUCGCGGGCAGAAGAAGAAGCGUGUUGUGAAGUACGGGAUGGGCGGUCUGAUCGUGCUGCUGCUGAUCUGCAUCGUUUGGUUUCCGCUACUCUUCAUGUCGCUCAUCAAGUCUGUCGCCGGAGUCGUCAACCGACCGAUUGAUGUUUCCCUGACCAUCACACUGGGAGGCUUCCAGCCCAUCUUCACGAUGAGUGCACAGCAGAACCAGCUGAGAGACGUGACUGAGGAAGACUUGGAGUCCUUCACCAGCUCCUACAGCUACACACCUAGUGCCUUGCAGUUCCUGGAGGCGUAUGGUCAUGAGGACGUAACGGUGGCAGAGCUUCAGGGCAGCAGCAACUCUCUGUGGACCAUUAGCCCUCCCAGCAGGCAGUACCUGAGCCAGGUGCUCAGUCUGGACCACUUCCCCCUGACUGUGUCCUGGACUGUUCAGAGGAACCUGAGUCUGGGGGCGAAGGCGGAGCUUGCGUCAGGUAAACAUGUGGCCUAUCUGGACGACCAGACCCGCCUGGAGCUGAUCCAGCUGCUGAACGGGACGAGGUCACUUCCUGUUGUCAUACACAAAGUGUUUCCAUGUUUCAUUCGAGCUCCCAGCGACUCCAACUCCAAACCCAUCGAACAGCUUUACUCAGACAACGGCUACAAGGACAUCCUGCUGGCCCUGGAGCGGUCGACCAAUCAGAGCCGAGAGAUCCAGGACUGGUGGAUCGUUGACCAACCAGCUGCCAACCUGGUGCCCAUUGGAGGCGUAACUUCGCUGAGUGACAAGAGGGAGGCGGGGCUUCAGCUGUUUGUUUUCAGUGAUAAAGUCAGUCCUCCGAGUCUGGGCUUCCUGGCUGGAUACGGCAUCAUGGGUCUUUAUGCGUCGGUGGUUCUGGUGAUCGGGAAGUUUGUGCGUGAGUUCUUCAGUGGGAUCAGUCACUCCAUCAUGUUCGAGGAGCUGCCGUGUGUCGACCGCAUUCUCAAACUCUGCACCGACGUCUUCCUGGUGAGAGAGACAGGUGAGCUGGAGUUGGAGGAGGAGCUUUACGCCAAACUGAUCUUCUUGUAUCGAUCGCCGGAGACGCUGAUCAAAUGGACCCGACGCUGACCUCAUCGAUCAAUACCUGUGGGGACAUCACGAACUGUGACAUCAUCAUGACAGUUGUCUCUGAAUCGGUGGUUCCUCAGUUCUCCUGAUGGAACCAUUUAAAGAGCAUUUACUGAGUUUUUUAUUUUGAAGGUUUCCAGAAACAUUAUUCUCUGUGUGACCAAUAGGAGCAGCAAGUGGGCGGAGCUAACCUUCUGAUGAACAGGACAGUGGUCGUGUUUCUAUUCAGUUGUCAAACAAAAGGCUAACUUUUGAAACGUAGUACGAAAUCAGCGUCGUCGUCCCCCCAGACACUAACAUGUGAUUGGACGGUGCUACUGACAUUUCCUCAUUGACUUCCUGUCAAACUGGAACUAUUAAAGUUAUAAAUAUUUUACGAAACACUUCUGAGGCAUCAAUCAUGUCACACAGCUGCUCUCUUAUUUCUGUUAAUUUUACUGCUACAUUAGCUUCAUGUUAGCUGUAUGUUUGGUCUACAUUAGCUUUGUUAGCUGUAUGUUUGGUCUACAUUAGCUUCAUGUUAGCUGUACGUUUAGUCUACAUUAGCUUCAUGUUAGCCGUAUGUUUGGUCUAGAUUAGCUUCAUGUUAGCUGUAUGUUUAGUCUACAUUAGCUUAAUGUUAGCCGUAUCUUUGGUCUACAUUAGCUUUAUGUUAGCUGUAUAUUUGUUCUACAUUAGUUUUAUGCUAGCCGUAUGUUUGGUCUACAUUAGCAUUAUAUUAGCCGUAUUUUUGGUCUACAUUAGCUUCAUGUUAGCUGUAUGUUUGUUCUACAUUAGCUUCAUGUUAGCCGUAUGUUUGGUCUACAUUAGCUUCAUGUUAGCCAUAUGUUUGGUCUAGAUUAGCUUCAUGUCAGCUCUGUUUGGUGAAAACAGCUGUUCAUACAGUCACAACAUGACACUGGAAUCACAACCACACAGUCUGAGUCGCCUCCUAGUGACAGAAAACUGGAAGUAAAUGUAAUGUGUGUAGAAACUAGGUAUUAAUCAUUAGAUCGUGGUUUAUAGUAAAUCUGCUCACGUCACUGUAUUUUCUAAAUGAUAAAAACUGUAAACGUGUGUCUUCUGUGAAUAUUUA
Messenger RNA from Cyclopterus lumpus (lumpfish), 9913 nucleotides. RefSeq names its product piezo-type mechanosensitive ion channel component 2-like. The transcript is spliced from 56 exons. Gene Ontology annotation, molecular function: monoatomic cation channel activity; mechanosensitive monoatomic ion channel activity. Bases 292 to 8838 code for a protein of 2848 amino acids. Gene Ontology annotation, biological process: detection of mechanical stimulus; cellular response to mechanical stimulus; regulation of membrane potential. The record is from RefSeq and is a predicted model, not a curated record. NCBI's taxonomy places the organism in Eukaryota, Metazoa, Chordata, Actinopteri, Perciformes, Cyclopteridae. Gene Ontology annotation, cellular component: plasma membrane.